Messenger RNA from Cordyceps militaris CM01, 1887 nucleotides. Its product is annotated as dimethylaniline monooxygenase. The transcript has 5 exons. The record is from RefSeq and is a predicted model, not a curated record. Gene Ontology annotation, molecular function: N,N-dimethylaniline monooxygenase activity; NADP binding; flavin adenine dinucleotide binding. The coding region runs from base 1 to 1887 and encodes 628 amino acids. Lineage: Eukaryota; Fungi; Ascomycota; Sordariomycetes; Hypocreales; Cordycipitaceae.
AUGAAGGUCGCUGUUGUCGGAGGCGGCCCCGCGGGCCUCGCCACGCUCAAGUUCCUCGCCACGGCGCACCUCUUUUUUGCGAUUCCGCCGCUCGACGUGCGUCUCUUUGAGGCCGGGGACGACAUUGGCGGGACGUUUGUGCAGCGCGUCUACGAAGACGCCGAGCUCGUCUCAUCCAAAUACCUCACCGCCUUCUCCGACUUUCGUCUGCCCCUCGACGCCCCCGACUUUGUCACGCCGGCCGUGUACGUGCAGUACCUGCGGGCCUACGCCACCCAUUUCAAUCUGUGGCCGCACAUCCACCCGCGCGCCCGCGUCACGCGCAUCGUCCGCCGGCCGGCCGCCGGGCACAGCGUGGAAAUCAGCCGCGCCGCGGAGUCGGGCGCUGCCGUGGUGGAGACGUGGGACUGCGACGCCGUGGCGCUGUGCACCGGCAUCAACGUGUGUCCGCGCCUCCCGGACGAGAUCCCCGGGCUCGCGCGCGUGCCGACCGUGCUGCACUCGUCGCAGGUCAAGACGCGCGCGCAGAUGGGCGAGGGCACGCACGUCGUCGUCCUCGGCGCCGGGGAGACGGGCAUGGACAUGGCGCAUCUGGCCGUCACGGCCCCGACGGCGUCGGUGACGCUGUGUCACCGCGAGGGCUUCUUUUGCGCGCCAAAGAUUAUACCGAUGCCGACACCCGGGGGACGUCCCGCGCCCGCCGGCACCCGCCCGAACAAGCCGGUCGACACCUCGGUCGCAAGCCUGUUCGACACGGCGUACGCGCACCCGCUGCUGCAGCGCGGGCCGCUCCUGUGGGCUGCAUAUGACUGCUGGGUGCGCACGAUGCACUGGUGCAUCUCGGGCACCGAGGAGGGUCCGGACCAAUGGGUCGGGCAGAUGAGCAAGGAGCGCAAGCACCUCGAUUCCCGCACGUUCUCCUUUCUCUCGUUGUUCUUCAUGUGCAAGUCGGACCGCGCGCUGCCGUACCUGUCCGCCGGCCACCGCUCCACCUCUCUGCUGCAGCGGCUCCGCGCGCGGCUGCUCAACGUGCCGCUGGCGCCGAACCACGGGCGCACCAUCACCGUGCACAAGUGGCCGUCGCACAUUGACGCGGCCGGCACGAUGCACUGUCCGUCGCCGGGCCGGGCCGUCAAGCCAGACGUGGUCAUCCUCGCGACCGGCUACACGACCAGCUUCCCGAUGCUCGACCACACGCGGGGCGCGUACCCGUCGCUCGGGGCGUGCACGGCGCGGGGCAUCUACCGGGCCGACAGCCCGGACGUGGCGUACAUUGGGUUCGUGCGGCCGAGCAUCGGGGCGAUCCCGCCGCUGGCCGAGCUGCAGGCGCAGCUGUGGGUUCUGCGGCUGCUGCAGCGCUUCUUCCCGCGGGACGUGCCGCCGCCGACGGGCGCGGCCGCGGGCGCGGACGCGGUGGCGCCGUACGAGCUCGACUACAAGCUGCACCCGCGCGCCGGCUACGACCUGCACGCCGACAAACGGGGCGUCGACCACGAGAGCUACGCGUACCAGCUGGCGCUCGACAUGGGCGCGGCGCCGACCUGGACGUGCGUGGCGCGCAAGGGCGGCUGGCGCUGCUUCUACGCCUGGGCCAUGGGGUCCAACUUCAAUCCCAAGUUUCGCCUGGUUGGCCCGUGGAGGGACGAGGCCGUGGCCGUCGGCAUCAUGCGCGGGGAGCUGUACGACGUGGUGAAGCGCUCGGGUGGGCUCGUGUAUUUGGUCACGUACUCGCUGAUACCGCUGCUGGUGUUUGGUACGAUUAGUGUCGCUCUCUAUGCGAUGUGUUGGAUCGCGGCGCUGCCGGACAAGGCGCUUGCGGGGGCCAGGCGCGUCCUUGGUCUGAAUGGGAACAACAACGAGGCCAAAUUGGGCAAGGUUAUGGAUUAG